AUGACGACGAUGAAGCGACCAUUCUGCGAACAAACUUCACAGAAUUCCUCGUUCUCCGAUGUGUCCAGGAGUUCAGCAAAUGGCGCUAAGAAAACGAAAUCGUCUGAUGGGUUAGCUAAGAAGAAAACAUCAACACCAGUGAAGAGAACGUCAAAAGUGGAAACGGCUACUGGUGUGCACUCUGAUUUCUCGGAUUGGGACGAAUCACCCAUUAAACAGUCAUCUUCCCUAAAGUGUUAUUCUGAGCUUCAGAGCGAUAAAGCAGCGGAAAAGGAAAACUCGGAGUUUGAGGAUUCUUUUGAUGCUCCUGUCAUACUAGAAAAGAGAUCAGCUGCAUUGCGCGUACUCGAACCUUCGCAUGAGGAAAAUGAAAAAAAGUUCAGUACAGAGUUCCAAGAAGCGGGAGCACCUACUCCAAAAGAAUUAGAUAGCGGAGUUCGUGGAUUUCCUUCUUUAAAUAACCCAGGAUCUGAGGUUGAAUUGACCGUUAGGGAAAUAAAACAUGAAGACGGACUCGUGGAUCUCAUUUGCACAACAAGUGAUGGUCAAGAUUCCGUGAUAUACCUUCAGGACUGGUUGAUUUCAAAUGAACAUGGUGUUAUGAUUGUAGCACCGGACACUCUAGUGCCUUGUACGAGUAUCACAAGUGCAACAUGGUGCCCUCGUAAGGUCGUAUUGAGUGAACGCUUCCGAGGACCUUCUGUUGCCAACAAGGCCAUGCUGAUUGGAAUAGUCGUCCAUGAGUUGUUCCAAGUUCAUGACAUUGAAGAAACCAUAUGGUCACCACAGUUGGGAAUAAAGGGUAAAGUUGAUGUUACUAUGGAGGUAAUGUUGUAUUCGCUGAUGUUGUCAUCACAUUACAAACAACCAAUCGUAGAUGGUUCGCUGCUGUAUUUAAAAGAUGGAAUCAGUCGUAAUGUCCAACCUCGUGCUUUGGAGAUGAAGGCUAUCAUCAAUCAGAGAAACAAUCUUGCUAACUACUUUUCGAGUUUGAAUGCUGAUUUACUACCAGAGUACUUCAAAAAGUGGAUUAAGUGGAUAUAUUUGGAAUGGUCCGAAGAUCAAGUGAGAAAAGCCAGAUGCAUAAGUGACCUCUGGCGAAAGCCUGUGGAAAUACGGGAGUCGGAGGGUUUUUGCGCUCCACAUCUGGUUUUGGUCUCGCAGAUUAGCACUUCACCCGACAACUCCAGUACUCUGUUGACAUUUCACAGCGCAUCCGAAAUUUCUGAAACAGUGUUUGCCCCUGGAAAUAUGUGUUUAAUUUCCACUUCGACAAAACCUGGAUUUCUCCUGGCUCCCAUAAUUGAGUCUUCGUGUAGCGAACGUUUACGUAAACUGAUAAUUGAUCUUGAGCCACCAACGGUUUCAUCUGCUGUGUCUAGUCUUCCCCACUCAGUCCACAAAAUCUUGUCAAGCAGUGAAGCAUCUAAUGAGAUCAAUGAGGAGCAGAAGAAGGCCGUACAAUCUGCUCUAUUGUCCGAUGAUUAUACGCUCGUAGAAGGUUUUCCUGGCUCAGUUUUACUGACUGCGAACACCCAUUCAGCCUUGGAUAAUGUGCUUGCUAAAUUGAGAAAGUAUACCGACGAUUCUAACAUGUUACGGCUUGGAAAAUCAUCUUCCGCUCGUGAAUCGGUCGCCGGAUUAACCCUAGACUCCAAGUUAAUAAGUGUGGAGGGGGACAGAUACGAAGCUACGAAGAGGACUUUAAUAAACACGGUGCUUGAGCCGGUGGCCCUCGCGGCAUUGUAUACAUGCAGGCAUUUCGUGCUUGUUGGUGAUGCUAAUCAGCUUGCUCCUCUCGUCCAGAACAAAAAGUGCGCUGAAGAAGGGAUGUCAGUGUCGCUAUUUGAACGUCUUCAGGUACAAAAGAAUGUUUUACAUUCUCUUACCUCACAGUACAGAAUGAAUAGCACUAUCGUUAAGUUGAGCAGUCAUAUCUUUUACCAAGAUCGUUUGGUUUGUGGCAGCGAAGAAGUAGCUAAGGCGUGCCUGAUGGCUUUAGAGGGCUUCAGAGUGUCAACCUCGGAAGGUGCAUGGAAACUAAUAGAAAGCGGACAUCUAGAAGAUUCUGUGGUAUUCAUCGAUACCUGCGCACCAACUGAGCCGACAUUCUCUGCAACAAAUAAUGGUCCGGGUUCACUUCAAAACUUUGGCGAAGCUCGUCUAGCUUGCGAAGUUGUGUCGAGAUUUAUUGCGGUAAUACUUCCCUUUCGAUUCGGUAAUAUUACUAAUCCUAGAAGCCUUUCCAAACAGCGGGUGGACGUGUUCGUGCCUAACGUCAACUAUCUUGUACUCGCAAAUGGCAACGAUGUCAGGAAUACGGAAUGGGUAUCGCGGACGCUACCAUAUUCGAAGCAGACCGCCACUGUGGACGACUACGCAAGACAGAAACGAACGGAAGACAUGCUGGAGUCCACAGAACCAGUGAAGACGGCCAAUUCAAGUAUCCAGUAA
This is a messenger RNA of Angiostrongylus costaricensis, 2454 nucleotides long. The record is from the annotation of a GenBank genome assembly. Lineage: Eukaryota; Metazoa; Nematoda; Chromadorea; Rhabditida; Metastrongylidae.